GUCCCAGCCCCGGAGGAGGGACCCGGAAGCAGAAGCGGAGCCGCGAGUCGAGCCGAGCCGCUGCCCCCGCUGCCCGCCGGCGCCGGGUGGGGGUCCCGGCGGCUGGAUGGGCAGCGGCGGCGCGGGCCGCGGGCGGCGAUGGGCGAGGAGCAGAGCACGGUGAGCGGCGGCGGGCCGCAGGAGGCGCGGGCCCCCGCCGGCGGCGCCACGGGCCACCCCGAGCCCCCGAGGCCGCGGGGGGACAGCGCCGGGGCGCCGGGGCCGCACGCCGCCUCCGCCGAGCCGAGCGGCGGUGGCUGCGGAAGCGACUCGGGCUGCGCGGACACCAGCGCCCCGGAGCCCGCGGGGAGCCGGGGGGGCCCGGACGGGAGGAAGAGCCGAGCGCCGGGGCAGCCCGCGGGACUGGCACUUACCGGGCCCCUCAACCCCCAGACUUUGCAGCAGCAGCUGGAAGAGAAGGAGGAAGCAGGGGGCCGAGACGAGGGAGGGCAUGAACAGCAGGACGUGCCCCUGGGCGAAGAGCCGGAGCCCAGGACCCGCGUCGGGGCCGCGGACGAACUGGUCUUGGACGUGCUGGGUCAGCGGCGCCCAAUCCCCGCCAAGAGACAAGUCUUCUGCUCCGUGUUCUGCGUGGAGAACGACCUGCCCGAGGCCCCCACCGCGGAGCAGCCCUCGCCACCCGCAUCUUCACCUCGGGCUCCGCCGGUGACGAACGUUCCCAGCACCCCCACCUCCUUUCCCAGCCCCCGGCUGUCCCUCCCGACGGACCCCUUGUCCCCCGACGGCGGCAGCAUCGAGCUGGAGUUCUACCUGGCGCCCGAGCCAUUCUCCGUGCCCAGCCUGUUGGGAGCUCCACCCUACUCUGACCUGGGUGGGGUAGGGGAUCCCUAUGUGCCCCUCAUGGUGCUGAUGUGCCGGGUGUGCCUGGAAGACAAGCCCAUCAAGCCCUUGCCCUGCUGCAAGAAGGCCGUGUGCGAGGAGUGCCUCAAAGUCUACCUGAGCUCCCAGGUACAGCUUGGCCAAGUAGAAAUCAAAUGCCCUAUCACAGAAUGUUUUGAAUUCCUGGAAGAAAGAACGAUUACCUAUAACUUAACACAUGAAGAUUCCAUCAAAUAUAAGUACUUCUUGGAACUUGGCCGUAUUGAUUCCAGCACCAAGCCUUGUCCUCAGUGCAAGCACUUUACAACCUUCAAGAAAAAAGGACAUAUUCCCACCCCUUCCAGAUCAGAAAGCAAAUACAAAAUCCAGUGCCCCACUUGCCAAUUCGUCUGGUGUUUUAAGUGCCACUCUCCUUGGCAUGAAGGUGUUAACUGCAAGGAGUACAAAAAAGGGGACAAGUUGUUGCGUCACUGGGCCAGUGAAAUCGAGCAUGGGCAGAGGAAUGCCCAGAAGUGUCCAAAGUGCAAGAUCCACAUCCAGAGAACUGAAGGAUGUGACCAUAUGACCUGCUCACAAUGUAACACUAAUUUUUGUUACCGAUGUGGGGAAAGAUACCGCCAGCUCCGGUUCUUUGGAGACCACACUUCAAACCUCAGUAUAUUUGGAUGCAAAUAUCGCUACCUCCCAGAGAGACCUCAUCUAAGGAGAUUAGUGCGAGGGUCGGUCUGUGCUGGAAAAUUAUUCGUUGCACCUCUAAUCCUGGUCUUGGGAUUAGCACUAGGGGCCAUAGCAGUUGUAAUCGGUUUAUUUGUAUUUCCUAUCUAUUGCCUUUGUAAAAAACAGAGAAAACGAUCACGGACAGGAAUGCACUGGUAAAAUGCAGAAUGAUUUCCUGUAACUAAGCCGGUCUGGGUAGGAGCCACACAGAAUGGCACACCGUCUGAGAGUCACGUCUUGAAAAACACUGCGUCCAGUCUCCCUGUGGUUCUCUGCAGGCCACAAUGCCUCUAGCUCCGGUGCGCUCCCUACAUGGUAUCCUGUCCUUUCCUUAUACAGUUUGCUGCUGUUAAAAAAUGGUCACUUUCAUAGACUAUAAAUAUCUGUAACAUAACUCUGACAUUCUUACUGGUUCUUGGAAGAAAAUAUUUUAAUUAAGAGCCAGUUAUCCUCAGAAUUAUCUGAGCAUGCCUCUCCCGAGCACUGUUUGGACUGUCUUUGUACCUAACCCCCCUUCCAGGCCCUCUUCUGAGACUUGGUGUGAAUAGCGGAAGUCAUCCCACCUGUACCAAUAAGCAAGGCCACUUUUCAGAAGAUAAAGGCCGGCCAUAUGUACCUGUUUUUAUCUGUGGCCCAAGCAAUGUAAUUCCUUCAUCCUUCCGAUGCUAUAAUUGUUAAAAAUCUCAAUGCCCAAAAGGGAACAAAUGAAACGAAAUUAAUGAGAAGAAUCAUGGGUUGCUGAAGUGUAUAUGUGCAGGGGUGUGAAUGUGUGUGUAUAAUAAGUAUCUGUAUUAAAACUAGGUUCAGUUACCUUGUACUUGUCAAGUUCCAUGCCUCUACACUAUUUUUCCACAUUUUCAUAGACAUACUUAAAGAUAAUCGUUCCUUUGUGGGCAUAUUUUGGUAAUGUACUGAAUUAAAGUCAAUGUAGACAACA
Molecule: messenger RNA, 2533 nt
Organism: Felis catus (domestic cat)
Lineage: Eukaryota; Metazoa; Chordata; Mammalia; Carnivora; Felidae
Gene: RNF217
Product: ring finger protein 217
Exons: 6
Coding region: 139-1755 (538 amino acids)
Biological process (GO): protein polyubiquitination; positive regulation of proteasomal ubiquitin-dependent protein catabolic process; ubiquitin-dependent protein catabolic process
Cellular component (GO): ubiquitin ligase complex; cytoplasm
Molecular function (GO): zinc ion binding; ubiquitin protein ligase activity; ubiquitin conjugating enzyme binding
Source: RefSeq, a predicted model, not a curated record